Molecule: messenger RNA, 672 nt
Organism: Cotesia congregata
Lineage: Eukaryota; Metazoa; Arthropoda; Insecta; Hymenoptera; Braconidae
Source: the annotation of a GenBank genome assembly
AUGUCAACUUGUAGCAACAACACGUGUAAACUAAUAAAACGCGCUAAAUUGAACAAUAUCGAUGAUGGAAUCGAAGAGGAUCAAGUUAUCGUGAAUGUUGACGAAACUCUGACGAUUACUCUCGAGGAACUUAUUAAAGAAUUGUACGAGGAAUUUAAAACAAACAAUGUUAAUGUCGAUCGAAUUCAGGCAUUGAUGGCUUCGUACGAUAGCAACCCUGAGGAUUGGAAGAAAUACGCUAAAUUUGAUCGUGAUCGAUACACAAGAAAUUUAGUUGACGAAGGAAACGGAAAAUUCAAUCUAAUAGUUCUUUGUUGGAAUCCGGCUCAAGGGUCCGCAAUUCACGACCACUCUGACUCACAUUGUGUAAUGAAAAUUCUCCAAGGUCAGCUGAUCGAGACAUUAUACACCUGGCCUCGAGAGAACCCGAAGUAUCCCGGAAAGGUCGCCGUAGACGAACUCGAGUCAAACGUCCUGCAAACGAAUGAUGUGUGUUACAUCAAUGACUCGAUCGGGCUUCAUCGCAUGGAGAACCCGAGCAAGACCGAACCGGCAGUAUCUUUGCACCUGUACUCCCCACCGUAUUCAUCCUGCAAUGCCUUUGACAGACAAACCGGGAACCGGACACCUUGUAAGGUCACAUUCUGGUCCAAAUAUGGCAUGAAAAAUUAA